AGACCAUCCGAAAAUUAGGUCGUGAAAAAUCAACAUGGAGGACAAAAAUGGGGGAGCGGAAGUUAUUCGUUCUACUGAUCUCUGUUUGUCUCGCAAGAACGAGAAUUUUCAUGUCUUCUAUGUUAAUUUUUCAGGACUCAAUUUUCGAGCAGUUUUCCUUAGCCAGUGCUCAGAUCUGUUUAUAUGAUAGUAAUAUAGAUAGUAGUAUGAUAGCUAAUACAAAGUAAGGAAAUAUAAGUAAAAGGUUACAUUCCUGCGCAUGUGUAAUAUUUCAGGACCGUCUUUAUUAGGGUGUCCGUAUUUUGUACAAACUUUUAAAAAUAUAUCCAUAAUACAAAUUAAAGAAGUCACAAAUCUAUACAAAUAAAAGUUUAUAUUUAUAGCAAACUCAAAGUAUAAAUAAAUUAUAUGUAUGCAAUUAAUUUAAUUAUAAUUAAUGAGAUAUAAAGAAACCAUGGAUUUGGAUGCAAAUAUUGCUACUUUUAUAUAGUGAUUAGUUGGAACAUAAGAUUAAUCACUGAGAAGUCAAGAUAGUUUAAUCUUGUGUAUCAGUUUAUGUAGUAUAACAAUCGUAGGUUGUUAAAUUUUUUGUCACAAUGUUGCUAUUAAAGAACAUAAACAAAAUUCCUCUCAUGACCUUACGUUCAUAUAGUUCUAAAGUAAAACUAAAUGAUGUCGUUAUAGUUAGUGCAACUAGAACCCCUAUGGGAUCAUUUCUUGGAGGAUUAUCAAGUUUAGCUGCACCAAAACUUGGAGCCAUAACUAUAAAAGCAGCAAUUGAACGUGCUGGAAUUUCCAAAGAUAAAGUUACAGAAGUAUAUAUGGGAAAUGUUUGUCAAGCUUCCUUAGGUCAAGCUCCAGCAAGGCAAGCUACGCUGUUUGCAGGUCUUCCUAAGUCGACAAUAUGCACAACAGUUAACAAAGUAUGUGCAAGUGGUAUGAAAAGCAUUAUGCUUGCUUCUCAGUCAUUACAAUGCGGGCAUCAAGAAAUUGUUCUAGCUGGUGGUAUGGAAUCAAUGUCUAAUGUACCAUUUUAUCUACCACGAGGGGAAAUUAAGUAUGGUGGUAUAAAACUUGAGGAUGGUAUUGUAUUUGAUGGUUUAACUGAUGUUUAUAAUAAGUUUCAUAUGGGAAAUUGUGCAGAAAAUACUGCCAAAAAAUUAAAUAUUACGCGUGAUGAGCAAGAUAGGUAUGCUAUUAAUAGUUACAAACGUAGUGCUACAGCAUAUGCAAAUAAAAUCUUUCAAGAUGAACUUGUUCCUGUUCCUGUGCCUCAAAAAAGAGGCAAUCCUGAUAUAGUAUUUAACGAAGACGAAGAAUAUAAAAAAGUUAAUUUUGAUAAAUUUGGUAAAUUGAAUACAGUUUUUCAGAAGGAAAAUGGUACAGUAACUGCUGGAAAUGCAUCAACUUUAAACGAUGGAGCUGCUGCAUUAAUCCUAACAACUACAGUGGUUGCACAAAAAAUGAAUUUGAAACCUUUAGCACGAGUUAUUGCAUUUCAAGAUGCUGCAACUGACCCCAUUGAUUUUCCAACUGCACCAUCUUUUGGUAUAUCUAAGCUGUUAGAAAAAACUGGACUUAAUAAGAAUGAUAUAGCUCUCUGGGAGAUUAAUGAAGCUUUUAGUGUUGUUGUAAUCGCAAAUCAAAAAUUACUUGAUCUGGAUCCAAAUACAGUAAAUAUUCAUGGUGGUGCUGUGUCUCUUGGUCAUCCUAUUGGUAUGUCUGGAGCUCGUCUUGUAGUACAUUUAGUACACGCUUUAAAAGCUGGAGAGAAGGGUAUUGCAUCUAUCUGCAAUGGAGGUGGUGGGGCCUCAUCAAUUUUAAUUGAAAAAUUGUAUCAUACAAUGUCUUCUCCACCAAUAUUAACAUUAUAUACAAAACAUCCUUGUCCACUUUGUGAUAUUUUAAAAAAUGAAUUGCAGUUGCGUUUUUCUGGUCGUUAUCAAUUGCAAGAAGUUGAUAUUACUACGCCUGGGAAUGAACGAUAUUUGGAACUGUACAAAUAUGAAAUCCCAGUUCUCUUUUUAGAACGGCAGUUUCUUUGUAAACAUCGUUUAGAUUCAGAAUUAUUGGAAAGAAAAUUACAAGAAGUCUUCCAAAAUCGAAAACGAUAAAUGCGUGGUAUGGUACACUAAGUGUAAAAAAAUUAUCUCAUUUGAAUACACAUAGCUGUAUAUAUUGACUUCUAUGUUAAUCGAAUGCGUGAUCAGUAAAUAAAAAUUAAUUAAUUAACGACCAUCAA
Molecule: messenger RNA, 2242 nt
Organism: Bombus huntii
Lineage: Eukaryota; Metazoa; Arthropoda; Insecta; Hymenoptera; Apidae
Gene: Acat1
Product: acetyl-CoA acetyltransferase, mitochondrial
Exons: 9
Coding region: 597-2114 (505 amino acids)
Biological process (GO): fatty acid beta-oxidation
Molecular function (GO): acetyl-CoA C-acetyltransferase activity
Source: RefSeq, a predicted model, not a curated record